AUGUUUUUCUUUUUCGUGGGAGGAUUGGAGCAGCAGGCGAAGCAGGUGCUGAAGAGCGGCGUCGGUCGCUGCAUAUCCUGCGGAUCUCCGGCGGAUCUUGUGGAGUACGAGAAAGUGCUCAAGGCCUUCUUCGUGCCAGUGUGGCGCUGGCCAGGGAAGGAGCCGCUCAUGCACUGCAAGGACUGCAAUCUCUUCUUCCCUCAAUCGAUCGCUCCUCCACCGCGCCUCCCGGAAAAGGAAUCCGUGGAGGCGGCUCUGAGAUGCCACUUCUGCUCUCGUCAGGUCGAUGCCUCGUUUAGGUUUUGCCCCUUCUGUGGAUCGGGGCUUUAG
Molecule: messenger RNA, 330 nt
Organism: Salvia splendens (bonfire salvia)
Lineage: Eukaryota; Viridiplantae; Streptophyta; Magnoliopsida; Lamiales; Lamiaceae
Product: zinc-ribbon domain protein
Exons: 1
Coding region: 1-330 (109 amino acids)
Source: RefSeq, a predicted model, not a curated record